Racocetra persica is the source of this 216-nucleotide messenger RNA. Lineage: Eukaryota; Fungi; Glomeromycota; Glomeromycetes; Diversisporales; Gigasporaceae. The record is from the annotation of a GenBank genome assembly.
UUCAUUGCAACUGUUGAAGAAAACAGAGGAGGGAGCAGAACAAAAGCCAAUGAGAAAAGGCAAAAAAAAGAAAUGGCCCUUCAAAAAAAAUUGGCUUGUGAAGCCAAAUGUCACAAAAACAAGAAAUGUGAAGGAAAAAAAGAGGAUACAAAGUGUGCAAGGGCAGAAAAGCAACAUAUUAAAGAUAUGAAACAGCUUAAAAAGAAGAAAAUUUAA